Oncorhynchus nerka (sockeye salmon) is the source of this 1788-nucleotide messenger RNA. RefSeq names its product alpha-(1,3)-fucosyltransferase 4-like. Gene Ontology annotation, cellular component: membrane. The transcript has a single exon. Bases 376 to 1524 code for a protein of 382 amino acids. The record is from RefSeq and is a predicted model, not a curated record. Lineage: Eukaryota; Metazoa; Chordata; Actinopteri; Salmoniformes; Salmonidae. Gene Ontology annotation, molecular function: alpha-(1->3)-fucosyltransferase activity.
UAAGCCUAUCUGUUUGCGACCACAUUAACAACACAGCUCAGGAAAUGUCGGUAACACAUGAUUAAAGUCUGGUGGCGGAUGUCCUAAUCUCGCCUGACAGAGUAGAGACAAAGAGACUGUAGGCCGAACUUAAAUGUUUUCCUGAGACUGGGCCGACUGGUUUUUUCCCCCUCAUAGCGCAGGGAGGUAGCAGGUGUGAGGAAGGAGGACCUUAACUUUUGUCCUUGUCAUCCUAGCCCAGGUGGAAGAGAUCAUUAUUCUGAGUUCAACGGAGAGGAGAAUGUGACAGGGCAGUGGACGUUAAGGUUCUAGAACUUCUGGAGUCAAUGACAAAGGGUGCAUGAGUAGUUAACGGAUAUAAGGACUGGAAGUUUCAUGGAGCUAACUCAGUGGGCAACUCAGUGGAUAACAGGGGGUCGUUCUACCUUUCACAGAGCCGGUAAGCGCCGCAGUCUGUGUCCCUGCAAAACAUUUCCAGUGGCUGUUCUGAGAAUAUCAUGCUCGUGGGUGUGUUUCACCGCUUUCGUCUGUGGACUAUUUCUCCUCCUCGGAGUGUGUUUUCUCAAUCUCUUUGACCCACGACUCCAACCCUUCCCUCUCACUGGAGUGGAGCCCAGAGAUGUCACCCUUCUGUUGUGGACGCACCCCUUCGGCCGUUACCGCAGACUGCCGGACUGUGAGGCGCGCUUUGGGAUCCGUGGGUGCGUACUGACCGACGACCGACGCAUGUACCCUGGGGCUGACGCCAUCAUCAUGCACCACCGUGAGAUAGUGACCAACGCCACGGCGCUCCCGUCUGACCCACGACCCCGUGGCCAGAAGUGGAUCUGGAUGAAUUUUGAGUCCCCGUCUCACACUCGUGGCCUGCGGCAGUUCGAGGGCUUGUUCAACCUCACCAUGACCUACCGUGCAGAUUCAGACAUCUUCCUCCCCUACGGCUACCUGGUGACCCGCCUUCACCCUCACGCCAAUGCCCCCCACACACGCCCCCGACGGCCCCACCUACUGGCCUGGGUCAUCAGUAACUGGUCGGAGUCGCAGGCCCGCGUGGCGUAUUACCGUCGGCUGGUUAACUACGUUGACGUGGAUGUGUUCGGGGGCGCAGGCGUGCCACUGCCAGAGGACAGCACUGUGGUGCGCACGGUGAGGCGUUACCUGUUUUAUCUGGCGUUGGAGAACUCCCAGCAUCCCGACUACAUCACAGAGAAGCUGUGGAACUCCUUACUGGCCGGGGCCGUUCCUGUAGUUCUCGGGCCGCCACGGGAAAACUACGAACGCUUCCUCCCCCAUGAUGCCUUCAUUCAUGUGGACGACUUCUCCUCUCCUCGCCUGCUCGCCCAAUACCUGAUGCUGCUGCACCGGAGCCCCACCCUCCUGCAGAGACACCUGGCUUGGAGGAGGAGCUACAGCGUGCACCUGACCGCUUUCUGGGCGGAGCAUUACUGCACAGCAUGUCGCGUCGUGCGGAAUCACAGUCUCCGGACUGACACCAUCACCAACCUUCAGCGCUGGUUUGAGUCCUGACCUCAGUGUGGAACCACAGACUCCGGACUGACACCAUCACCAACCUUCAGCGCUGGUUUGAGUCCUGACCUCAGUGUGGAACCACAGACUCUGGACUGACACCAUCACCAACCUUCAGCGCUGGUUUGAGUCCUGACCUCAGUGUGGAACCACAGACUCUGGACUGACACCAUCACCAACCUUCAGCGCUGGUUUGAGUCCUGACCUCAGUGUGGAACCACAGACUCUGGACUGACACCAUCACAAACCUUCAGCGCUGGUUUG